AUGGUCAAAAGUUUCCAUAGUACUGUACUACAUAUACCCACACAGGCAACAAGCACUGCUGCUACAACGAUUGCCCAGCAGCUCCAGUUACUACAGCAACUGCCACAGUUUGCCACAGCAGCCCCUCAAAUAGCCACAGCACCUCAGGGCUUCUUCAUACAGAAUCAGUUUGGACAGCCUGCCAUGAUCCCAGUAUCAGCAUCACUCCACCCUGGACUGCAGUUUGGCGCCCAGGACUUACAGCAACUUCAACAACUCCAGCAACAACUUCAGCAACAACAACUACAGUUACAACAGAUCCAAACUAGCCAGGCAUCAGCCUCUGUUGUCACCCAACAGGCCACCUCCGUAGCAACCACCCCACAAAUACAGGCCACGCCCAUGCUCACUGCUGGGGCGAUACAAGGAUUAUCAGGCACACAGCAAAUUGUAUUUGUAAAUCCAGCACACUUGGCAGCAGGGCUACAGCCAUUGGUGAUUCAGAAUCAGGGUAUUCCUUUACUCCCUGGUCUGACUGCUACAACCCUAGCAACGCUUGCCCAACAGCAACAACAACAACAACAACAACAACAACAACAACAACAACAACAACAACAACAACAACAGCAGCAGCAGCAGCAGCAGACACAGCAACAACAAUCACAGCCACAACAACAACAGGUGCAGCCACCACCAACACACCAACAACCACCACCGCAACUGCAGCAGACUACAAUCAAUCCGAUUCAGCCACAAAUUCAGCAACAGAUUUCGACGACGAUACAACCCGUCAUCCAGACAGCUGAGGUCGCCCAGUCUUUACAGAUUAUAAAACAGAUCAACUCACAAGGCCAGUUCUUAUCUCCAUCAACGAUGAAGACAAUGAAGAAAAUGGAAACACUUCCCAAUAACACUGUCAACACAUCGCUCAGUAAUCAUGUCAGCCCGACAGUCAGUCUCAGUGUCAACGUAAAGUCAGACCCAACCGUUUCACCGCCUCUCAGCCCUACAUCACUUACGCUACAGCCAGAGGAAAACAUUGAUUUGGAGGAAUUAGAGCAAUUUGCCAAAACUUUUAAAAGGAGACGGAUAGAGCUUGGAUUCACGCAGGGUGAUGUUGGCCUGGCCAUGGGUAAGCUGUAUGGAAAUGACUUCAGCCAGACCACCAUCUCCAGAUUUGAGGCAUUAAACCUAAGUUUUAAGAACAUGUGUAAACUGAAGCCUCUCCUACAGACCUGGCUCAAGGAUGCUGACUCCAUGUCUGCCAACGCUGCACCUUGUCCCGGCAGUCCGGGAGGCGUGAUAACACCAGAGUCGGUGUCGCGGAGACGGAAGAAACGCACCAGUAUUGAAACAACGAUCCGCGUUGCUCUGGAAAAAAGUUUUCUUAACACACCCAAACCUUCAUCAGAAGAGAUCAGUAUGCUAGCUAAUGGACUCAACAUGGAGAAGGAGGUUGUCAGAGUGUGGUUCUGCAAUCGACGACAAAAGGAGAAACGUAUUAACCCACCUUCCUCCUAUGUUUCGUCCACCAACUCUGUCCAGCUAGUGAAGGGUCUGUCCCCUACAGCUGUGUCCAACAAUACCCUAUCGAGUCUUGUCUCUCAGACAUUACCUAACAUUUCCACGGGGACUCCCUCAAAUAAUGCUCAGGUAUCAAUGGCCACUGUUACCGGUACCAUUCCCGUGAGCAUUUCUCUCAACAACCAAAACCUCAUCAUGACAAAGCUAAUACAGGGAAACUCUACAAAUCAGAUGAUUAUUCCAUCAAGUAUGGCUACUAAUAUUGACCAGUCUUCGUUAAACAUUUCAAGUUCAAGUGUGGUUUCCAUGGAUACGUGCACGUGAUCUACUGUGUCAUAUUGCCUACAGGACAUUUUAAAUCUUCCAUUGAAAUUAAAUGUUCAACCAGACCA
This is a messenger RNA of Mizuhopecten yessoensis (Yesso scallop), 1895 nucleotides long. Its product is annotated as POU domain, class 2, transcription factor 2-like. Gene Ontology annotation, biological process: regulation of transcription by RNA polymerase II. The transcript has 8 exons. The record is from RefSeq and is a predicted model, not a curated record. The coding region runs from base 1 to 1827 and encodes 608 amino acids. Gene Ontology annotation, molecular function: DNA-binding transcription factor activity, RNA polymerase II-specific; RNA polymerase II cis-regulatory region sequence-specific DNA binding. NCBI's taxonomy places the organism in Eukaryota, Metazoa, Mollusca, Bivalvia, Pectinida, Pectinidae.